CCCAACUGCAAACUCCAUCACGAUGUCGACACUAACGUGUUUCUUUCUCCAACUUGUUUUCUUCUCCAUUCGUCAUCCUAUCAAGAUUCUACUAUUUAGUUACUCUCAUUCAUUCAUGUCUUUUGAGUUUACGAGAAUACUUCCCUUUACGCUAACCUUUUCAUGAUCCCGACGAAACCUUCUUAGUCACUCAAUGUUCUUCAUCGAUGUUCUUUGGAACUUUUUCCCUCUAUACUUCUUCGGAUCAGAAAGAGAUUCUCUCUCAGCAACAGAGUCCAUAGUUUCUGAGACAAUGGCUGCUUCUUGCAAUGCCGCCGAGUCUGACCUUUGUCGGGACGACACCGCCGCGUUUCUGCUAAAGUUAGUAGCCAUUGCUUCCAUUCUCUUAGCUGGUGCUGGAGGUGUAGCUAUACCACUCGUUGGUAGAAACCGCCGGUUCCUUCAAACAGACAGUAGUCUCUUUGUGGCUGCUAAAGCCUUUGCAGCUGGUGUGAUCCUCGCCACGGGGUUUGUUCACAUGCUGGCCGGUGGCACGGAAGCUUUGAACAACCCGUGCUUACCGGAGUUUCCUUGGUCUAAGUUUCCUUUCCCAGGGUUCUUUGCAAUGGUUGCUGCUUUGCUCACUCUGCUUGUGGAUUUCAUGGGGACUCAGUACUAUGAGAGGAAGCAGGAAAGGGAAGCUACUGAUCUGUCUGGUGAACAGUCUCCAAGUAUCGUUGUUGUUCCGGUGGUUGCUGAAGGGAAUGAUGAUAAAGUGUUUGGAGAAGAAGACAGUGGAGGGAUACACAUUGUUGGCAUCCAUGCUCAUGCUGCUCACCAUACACAUAGUCACCCUCAAGGUCAUGGACAUAAUAAAGUCGACAUUGAUCAUGCUCAGGGACACGGACACGCGCACAGAGGUUUUGAGCUUGGAAGCGGAGCAAGGCAUGUCGUUGUGUCUCAGGUUUUGGAGCUUGGAAUCGUGUCACACUCCAUUAUCAUCGGUAUAUCACUUGGAGUAUCUCAAUCUCCAUGCACAAUCCGGCCUCUAAUCGCAGCACUAUCGUUCCACCAAUUCUUUGAAGGGUUUGCGCUCGGUGGUUGCAUCUCCCAAGCACAGUUCAGGAACAAGUCAGCGACCAUAAUGGCUUGCUUUUUCGCCCUCACAACACCGAUAGGGAUCGGUAUUGGAACUGCAGUGGCGUCUUCUUUCAACUCUCACAGCGUCGGAGCGUUGGUCACAGAAGGUAUCUUGGAUUCUCUCUCAGCAGGGAUACUUGUGUACAUGGCUUUAGUGGAUCUAAUAGCUGCUGAUUUCUUGAGUAGGAGGAUGAGUUGUAACUUUAGGCUUCAAAUAGUUUCUUACAUGAUGUUGUUCCUAGGAGCUGGACUCAUGUCUUCUCUUGCUAUUUGGGCUUAGAUUGUGAGAUUAUUUCUUCUGUAAUAGCUCGUAGCUACAAACAAUUAUGUAUAGUUCUAGAAUAAUCAAUCUCGAAUGUAUUUUCUUGAUUCUUCGAACAGCAUUUAAUGUUGAGUUGAGGGUAAGUAAUGCACUGUUUCAAACUCAGUAUGUUGGGUUUGUAUUUUAAUUAUUUUGUAGUAACCCAUGCCUAAAACCAUUAUUGUAACUUUGUCCCACA
Messenger RNA from Eruca vesicaria subsp. sativa (arugula), 1619 nucleotides. NCBI's taxonomy places the organism in Eukaryota, Viridiplantae, Streptophyta, Magnoliopsida, Brassicales, Brassicaceae. The record is from the annotation of a GenBank genome assembly.